AUGCAGCCGAUCCGCCUGGGUGUCGCGGCGAUGGACCGCAAGGCGCGGUCCAAGCCGAUGCAGAACAUUCUGAACCGUAUUUUGGCGAUGGGCAACUUUGAGGUAGUCAACUUUGGCGACAAGAUGAUCCUCGACGAGGAAAUUGAUAGCUGGCCGAUUGUCGACGUGCUCAUCUCCUUCUUCUCGACGGGCUUUCCGCUGGAGAAGGCGAUCCGGUACGUCGAGCUGCGGCACCCCGUGUGCGUAAACGACCUGAGCCUCCAGACCGUGCUGUGGGACCGCCGCGCGGUGCUGCAGAUCCUGCACGCGGCGGGCGUGCCGACGCCGCGCAGCGUCCACGUGAACCGCGAUGGGGGCCCGGAGCUCGCGCCAAAGCUCCUCCAAGACAUUCAGGACCGCCUCGGGGUGAACCUGCGCGACUGCGCGGUGCCGAAGCAGUUCGAGAUGCGCGACUACGAUACGCUGAUUGUGGACGGGAAGGAGAUUCGCAAGCCGUUUGUGGAAAAGCCAGUCAGCGGCGAGGACCACAACAUCCACAUCUACUUUCCCAAGGAUCGCGGCGGAGGCGGCCGCCGCCUCUUUCGCAAGGUCGGAAACAAGUCGUCCGAGUUUGACGCGGACCUCGUCGAGCCGCGCUCCGACGGCUCGUACAUCUACGAGGAGUUCAUGGACGUCGACAACGCCGAGGAUAUCAAGGUCUACACGAUUGGCCCCGACUUUGCGCACGCCGAGACGCGCAAGUCGCCCGUCGUCGACGGCCUCGUGAAGCGCAACCCCGACGGCAAAGAGAUUCGGUACAUCACCGAGCUCUCGCCCGAGGAGCGCGAGAUGGCGCGCAACAUUAGUCUCUCGUUCAAGCAAUUCAUCUGUGGCUUUGACCUGCUGCGCGUCAAGGACAAGAGUUACGUGAUCGACGUAAACGGCUGGAGCUUUGUGAAGGGAAACGACGCGUACUACGACAAGUGCGCCGAGAUCCUCAUGGCCUUUUGCCGCAACAGCACGAUCGAGCGCCCGAUGCGCCGCCCGAGCCAGGUGGUGCAGAUGCUCGAAGAGACCUCGUCGUGGGUGCUCAAGGCCAACGUCACCGUCUUCCGUCACGGCGACCGCACACCGAAGCAGAAGCUCAAGCGCUCGUUCAAGGCGGGCGAUCCCGCCGCCGCGCCGAUCCUCGCGCUGAUGCACGGCUGCCGCGAGGAGAUCAUCCUGCGCCAGCAACUCGAGCUCGUGUCUGACGCGCUCGAGGCCUCGGCGCAGAUUCCGGGGGCGAAUGUCGACGACCUGCACUUUUUGAUCGAUGUGAUCCAGCGCAAGAAAGACAUGCCGGGCACCAAGAUCCAGAUCAAGCCCUCGUUCAACAAAGAAACGGGCGAGCUGGAAAAGACGCAGCUCAUUGUCAAGUGGGGCGGCGAGUUUUCGCACGCGGCCCGGCACCAGGCGCGGGACUACGGCAGCAACAUGCGCCGCGACAUGCUCAUCAUGAACAAGGAGGCGUUGAACAACUGCACGGUCUACACCUCGUCCGAGCGCCGCGUCUCGGCGAGCGCCGAGAUCUUUGCGGCAGCCUUCCUCAACGGCGACGAGGACGACGGAAACGUCAAGCCGCGCGAAAUGGUCGUGCGCAAGGACCUGCUCGACGACUCGAAUGCCGCCAAGGACCUCAUGGACAAGGUCAAGAAGGAGCUCAAGGCGUGCCUGCGCCCCGACUCGCCGACCGCCGACCAGCGCCCGGACGGCUGGCCGGAAGACCUUCCCCCGCCCGCGCUGAUGGGCGGCGAGAUCAAGCAGCUGCUUUUGAGCCUGCGCGAGACGAUGUACAAGAACUAUGCCGCACUGGACGUCGACAAGAUCCAGGAGCGCUGGUGCACGCACGAGACCCCGGCGCUCUUCCGCGAGCGCUGGGAGAAGCUGAUCCAGGACUUUGAGGACCAGCCGAACGAGCCGUCGCGGGCGAGUGAACUGUCGGAUAUGCUGUCGCACGACGGCCUGCACAACCGCGUCUUUUUGGAGCGCAUCUUUUCCGACGAGGGCGAGGAGCCGCGCCUGAACCGCCUGCACAACCUGUACCGUAUGAGCCUCGCGCUGUUUGACUUUGUGUGCCCCCGCGAGUACGGUAUCACGCGCGACGAAAAGGAGCAGAUUGGUCUGCUCACCUCGCAGCCCCUGUUGAAGAGCAUCAUUGGCAACCUCAAAGAGAGCUCGAAUGUCAAGGGCCUCUGUGCGCUCUACUUUACCAAGGAGUCGCACGUGCACACGCUCCUCAACCUCAUCCUCUCGUCAGAUCUGAACGUGAUUAUGCCGCGUCUGCCGCCGCUGGACUAUCUCUCGAGCAUUACGUUUGAGGUCUACGAACGCGAGAGCCCCGUGAGCGCCUCGUCGAGCCCCCUGACCAUGUCCGCCGCCGAGCCGUCCAAGCCCGAGCGCUCGCUCGUGAUCUCGGUGUCGGAGGGUGCGCACAGCUCCGAGGUACUCUUUAUCAACCUCGACGCACGCCACGCACUUACGCCAUUGCCUAGCCGGCCGCUUACGUCGCACAUGGACUUUGACUCGGCGAUCGCCAAGCUCUCGACACACUCGCAGAAGCGCCAGGACACCGAGACCGCGCGCGGACAGGUCGAGGGCGCGACCGUCUUCUUUGGCGAGCGCGACGAGGACCAGCGCGUGGUCCCGAUUCCCCGCAAGGAGGACGCCGACACCGACUAG
Molecule: messenger RNA, 2700 nt
Organism: Malassezia japonica
Lineage: Eukaryota; Fungi; Basidiomycota; Malasseziomycetes; Malasseziales; Malasseziaceae
Gene: VIP1
Product: inositol hexakisphosphate and diphosphoinositol-pentakisphosphate kinase
Exons: 2
Coding region: 1-2700 (899 amino acids)
Biological process (GO): inositol phosphate biosynthetic process; inositol metabolic process
Cellular component (GO): cytosol
Molecular function (GO): diphosphoinositol pentakisphosphate kinase activity; 5-diphosphoinositol pentakisphosphate 1-kinase activity; inositol hexakisphosphate kinase activity
Source: RefSeq, a predicted model, not a curated record